Messenger RNA from Panicum hallii, 496 nucleotides. RefSeq names its product pathogenesis-related protein 1A-like. NCBI's taxonomy places the organism in Eukaryota, Viridiplantae, Streptophyta, Magnoliopsida, Poales, Poaceae. Gene Ontology annotation, cellular component: extracellular region. The transcript has a single exon. The record is from RefSeq and is a predicted model, not a curated record. The coding region runs from base 1 to 426 and encodes 141 amino acids.
AUGGCCUCCAUGGCUCAGAACACGGCGCAAGAGCAGGAGUUCCUUUCGCUCCACAAUGCUGCCCGUCGUGAGGUGGGUGUUGAGGAUGUGGUAUGGGAUGAGACCGUGGCUGCGUUUGCACGGGUCUACGCAGCGAAACGUGCCGGUGACUGCAAUCUCCAGCACUCGGACCAGGCUGAGCGUGACAACCUUGGCUACGGUGAAAACAUUGCCGUGGGCUUCCCUGGCAGCGACUUGAAGGUGGCUGCAGCCGUGCAAAUGUGGGUGAAUGAAAAGCAAGACUACGACAGUGCUAGUGGCAGGUGCAUGAAAGGGCGGCCGGAGGAGCUGAUGUGUGGGCACUACACGCAGGUGGUUUGGCGCAACACUAAGGCCAUCGGUUGCGCGCGCGUCAAGUGUGACAAUGGUGGCAUCUUCAUCACCUGAAACUAUACACCGGCGGGCAAUGUCCCUGGACAACGUCCAUUGUAGUCGCUUGGGGAAUAAACUUAUAGGA